CCUGCAACGCCUUCGUUCAGAUGACCUGCCCUGGCGUUCUUGGCCUGCCGCGUUUCUCUUGCUUGGAGUGACACGUCAGAUCUUGCGGCGCGUGCAAGGGAACCGGCCUGUUCCAACCCCCGUCGGGGCGGGGGAGAGGCGUGUGCGGACUAUGAGUACGGUGCUGACAGACGUGAUAAUUCUGGAAACUAUGGACAUACUCUUUAGAAUAAGAGGAGGCCUGGAUCUUGCAUUUCAGCUGGAUACUACUGAUGAGACUUCGGCGAAAAAGGCAGUAAAAUACAUUUUCAAUGAUCUGUCGACCAAACUGUCUUCCAAUGUGCUGGUAUUAAGAAUUUGCCAUAGUUCAGUGUAUGUAUGGCCUAACAGCAGUAUGAACACAGUUCCAUCAGAACUGACUGAUAAUUCUGUUUGUAAGGAGAUAAUACGAUUUAUUCAAUUUGACCAAGAAGAUGAGACUAAAAGAAAACUUGCAAAAAAGAAGGAUAAAAAGUUCCAAGAUACGCAGCAGAUAGUAAAUGUAGACCUUAUGUUGGAAAUGACAUCUCCUUUGGCAGCUGUAGCCCCAGUCAUUGAAAGGGAAAACAAGAGACACCACUAUGUUAACAUGACCUUACCAAUUGAUGUUGUUGUAUCUGUUUCUCCAGAAGAGCCAUGGAGGAAUGUACGAAAUCUCCUGGUGAAUGCAAUUCAUAAGCAACUAUCUGAUAUGGAAAGAUGCAUUUUGAAAUAUAUGAAAGGAACAUCUAUUGUGGUACCUGAACAAUUUCACUUCAUGCUACCAGGAAAAAAGCACCUUGUAACAAUUUCAUAUCCUACAGGCAUUUUAGAUAAUCAGCUAGAGACUUACAGAAAGGAAUUACAUGAACUGUUCCAUCUGCCCUCUGAUAGACCAUAUUUAAGAAGAGCGAAUGCUUAUCGCUUUCCAGAUGAACCAUGUAAAGAUGGAUAUCUCAGAAAUCCACACAUAUUUCUCAAUCCACCUGGCAUAGAGGCCGGCAUGGUGUAUUUGGUACAUGGUGUAUAUAGUUAUCAUCACUAUAUGCAGGAUCGGAUAGAUGAUAAUGGCUGGGGAUGUGCCUACCGGUCUCUGCAGACUAUCUGUUCAUGGUUCAAACAUCAGGGUUACACAGAGAAAUCUAUACCUACACACAAGGAGAUUCAACAGGCACUUGUUGAUGUUGAAGACAAACCAGCUGCAUUUGUUGGGUCGCGGCAGUGGAUUGGCUCUAUUGAGGUACAACUUGUAUUGAACCGGUUAUUAGGAAUAACUUCAAAAAUACUGUUUGUCAGCCAGGGUUCUGAGCUAGCUUCUCAGGGAAGAGAACUUGCUAAUCAUUUCAAGACUGAAGGAACUCCAGUUAUGAUUGGUGGAGGUGUUCUCGCUCACACAAUACUAGGAGUGGCAUGGAAUGAGGUUACAGGACACAUUAAAUUUCUUAUUCUAGACCCACAUUACACUGGUGCAGAAGAUCUGCAUGUUAUCUUGGAAAAGUAAGAAGGAAUACUCUUUACGUGCCUUGGGACUGAAUAUCCCUGAUGCCACCACCUUGUGUCUAGUACAGAGUUGUUUAUAUCUGGUUAUAUACAUGUUAAUAUCAAAAUUUUAGAGUUUCCAUGAAAUUAGGUAAAUAUCUUGUGUACUGAUAUAGACCAAAGCUGUCAGGAUCCCUUUAAAAGGAAUACAUGCAAAUUUUGGGGAUACAUUUGGGCUCUGUGUCUAUAGUUUGGAAGAUAAACCAUGCAAUUCCAUCUUCCUGAAUCUGCAGAUAGAUGGCUCCAGUUCCUCUGCUUUGCUCAUAGUAAAGCCAAGCAGUAGCAGAGUGUAAUUAAUAAGGCUUGUCAGGUUCUAUUUAUCCUAUAGGAAGAUAUGAAAUUGAGGACAGUGAAUUGUAUCAGUUUCAUUCUGCCAGCUGCUCCAGGAAAGUCAGCAGCAGGAGGGGUAGAAAUUUGAACUAUUCAGAGAGGAAGGAUAUCUCAUAAUAAAAAAUUGUGAGGUUCUAGGAAUGGCAUAGUUGCAGAAUACCAGAUACCAAGGCAGCAGUAGGUUCUGAGAUUGGGAAGACAGAGCUCCUUCUUAACAGCCAGGCAGGAGGAAAGCAGCUUCAGAUUUAUCACAUCUACUAAACCUGGGCUGAUUUUGACUGGUGGGAAAGCACGUUGGUAUGAAUUCCAUCCAGCAUGCUCUCCCUUCCCAGUAGAUGAGGUUGGAUAUUGUCCUUGAACUAUUCUGGUAGCCCUUUUACUUUUGCAUCUGCCUCAGAUUAGUAUGGUAGGUUUCUGGUAAUUUUUCAAGUCCUAAGACUGGUCUAGUCAUAUCAAUAGAACUCUACAGUUAAUUGAAACUUCACAUACUCUUAUAACUUGUCAAUUUCUGAAGAAAUUUACAAAUGCACUCAACUUUGAGCACCUGAGCAGUCUCACUGAUUUGAAUAAAACUAUUAAUGUGAUAAAUAUAAGCAUGUGCAUAAAUGUUUGCAGAAUUGGGGUCUAAAUUGGGACACUGUAAAGUUCCAAGAACACACCCUAAGUGUAUGCACUAUUUUGUAAAACGUAGACUUCACACUGUAUUUUUAUAAUUGAUGUGAUUAAGAAUAAAAACACUACAAAACAUAAGGCAGAAGAUAAAAUUGAAGUCUAAUAGCAAUGUUAACAGCAUAAUUUCUAGCUGUUUGAGUCAAAAAA
Messenger RNA from Mauremys reevesii (Reeves's turtle), 2685 nucleotides. It is a transcript of the gene UFSP2, whose product is annotated as UFM1 specific peptidase 2. The transcript is spliced from 12 exons. NCBI's taxonomy places the organism in Eukaryota, Metazoa, Chordata, Testudines, Geoemydidae. The record is from RefSeq and is a predicted model, not a curated record. Bases 152 to 1498 code for a protein of 448 amino acids.